GCACGGAGUGGCUAACCCCCGUCAGGCUCCAGUAUGAUGUGCCGUUAUUCCACAGUCACAUCAUCGGCCUAACUGUGUUCUCUUCCCUGUCGGCCCUGCUUGCUUACACCAACAUUACCGGCGACCGUGUUGACAGUGGCGCAGCACGGGGGGACAAAAACAGC
Molecule: messenger RNA, 164 nt
Organism: Amoebophrya sp. A120
Lineage: Eukaryota; Dinophyceae; Syndiniales; Amoebophryaceae
Source: the annotation of a GenBank genome assembly